GUGUUCUUUGUAGAAUCCAUCUGCGAUGACCCAGAAAUUAUUACAGAGAACAUCAAGCAAGUAAAGUUUGGGAGUCCAGAUUACAUUGAUCGUGAAAUAGAAGAGGCUAUGCAGGACUUUGUGCAGAGAAUCGAGUGCUACAGGGCUUCCUAUAUGUCUAUUGAUGACGACAUGGACAGGAAACUCUCCUACAUAAAGAUCUUUGACGUGGGCAGCAGAUACCUGGUGAACCGGGUCCAGGAUCACAUUCAGAGCCGGAUCGUCUACUAUCUAAUGAACAUCCAUGUCACGCCAAGAUCCAUCUACCUGAGUCGCCACGGAGAAAGUGAACUCAACUUGUUAGGUCGCAUCGGAGGGGAUUCAGGCUUAUCGCCCAGAGGACACAAGUAUGCUGAUGCUUUGGCGUCCUUCAUCAGGGGUCAGAACAUCAAGGACCUGAAGGUGUGGACGAGUCACAUGAAGAGAACUAUUCAGACCGCAGAGACUCUGGGGGUCCAGUACGAACAGUGGAAAGCUCUCAAUGAGAUCGAUGCUGGUGUGUGUGAAGAACUGACCUAUGAAGAGAUUCAAGAGAAUUUUCCUGAAGAGUUUGCAAUGAGAGACCAGGACAAGUAUCGUUAUCGUUACCCCAAGGGGGAGUCCUAUGAGGACCUGGUCCAUCGUUUGGAGCCAGUGAUCAUGGAGCUGGAGAGGCAGGAGAACGUCCUGGUUGUCUGCCACCAGGCUGUGAUGCGCUGCCUUCUGGCCUACUUUCUAGACAAAGCUGGAGACGAGUUACCUUACCUCAGGUGCCCUCUGCACACAGUGCUGAAACUCACACCUGUAGCUUAUGGAUGUAAAGUUGAGUCAUUUUUCCUCAACAUUGAAGCUGUGAACACCCACAGAGACAAGCCAAAGAAUGUGAGCAUCAGCAGAAACCCAAAUGAAGCUCUGCAGACUGUGCCUGAUCAUAUCUGAACUGUUCUGAAACUGGAUGGAUCACUAAUAAGACUCAAAGACUCAGAGACUCAAAGACCCAAAAACCCAAAGACCCAGAGACCCAAAAACCCAAAGACCCAGAGACUCUGAUUCAAAGACUCAGAGACUCAGAGACUUGAUGCAAUGCUUGUGUGAAAACUAAGAAACUUCUUCAUCACAGCUGAUGAAGAGGAGAUGGAACACAGGAUCCAGCCUGCAGCUGCAGACGUUUGCUUUUAAUAAAAAACAAAACAAAAAAUAUGAAUAAUUUAUAUACAGAAUGAUGGUUUAUUAUUUAGUUUAAAUGUACGACCUAAUCCUUUCUGUUGUGUUGUUAUUAAUCUGAUUAAAUCAUUAGAAAUUAGAACCAUGGACAGAACCUGGAAGUAAAACUUCUGGCUGAGAUAAGAGCACAAAGAAGGGCGACUAAAGUCAUAGAGAAAUAAAAAUAUAUAAUUUAUAAAACAAGA
Austrofundulus limnaeus is the source of this 1427-nucleotide messenger RNA. Its product is annotated as 6-phosphofructo-2-kinase/fructose-2,6-bisphosphatase. The record is from RefSeq and is a predicted model, not a curated record. Gene Ontology annotation, biological process: fructose metabolic process; fructose 2,6-bisphosphate metabolic process. Gene Ontology annotation, molecular function: ATP binding; fructose-2,6-bisphosphate 2-phosphatase activity; 6-phosphofructo-2-kinase activity. Gene Ontology annotation, cellular component: 6-phosphofructo-2-kinase/fructose-2,6-biphosphatase complex; cytosol. Lineage: Eukaryota; Metazoa; Chordata; Actinopteri; Cyprinodontiformes; Rivulidae.